UCCCAGCCGAGGAUCUUUUGCUCGCGAGAGUUCCUCCGUCUAGCUGCACACAACGCUGCCGCAGGAAACAGAGGUGAGAGAAUUGCCGAGACUUAGCUCGACAACACUCCCCGAGGCCCCGCCCCUCCUCUCUGGCCCUCCUCUUGGCCCGGGUCUUGGGCGUUGCACGUGCAGUUGUUGUGGUUCUACGUCACGUGGUCCCGGAAGUGCACGAUAGGCCCGCCUCAAAGAUGGCGACGCCCACCGCUCGAGGACGUGAUCCGCCUUUGCUCCGGCUUGGAUUGUAGCCUUGACGAGGUCUGAGCGACCAUGGACCGGCCGGGGUUCAUGGCAUCGCUGGUGGCUGGUGGGGUAGCAGGUGUUUCUGUUGACUUGAUAUUAUUUCCUCUGGAUACCAUUAAAACCAGGCUGCAGAGUCCCCAAGGAUUUAAUAAGGCUGGUGGUUUUCGUGGAAUAUAUGCUGGUGUUCCUUCUGCUGCUGUUGGAUCCUUUCCUAAUGCUGCUGCAUUUUUUAUCACCUAUGAAUAUGUGAAGUGGUUUUUGCAUACUGACUCAUCUUCAUAUUUGACACCUAUGAAACAUAUGUUGGCUGCCUCUGCUGGAGAAGUGGUUGCCUGCCUGAUUCGAGUUCCAUCUGAAGUGGUUAAGCAGAGGGCACAGGUAUCUGCUUCUACAAGAACAUUUCAGAUUUUUUCUAACAUCUUAUAUGAAGAGGGUAUCCAAGGGUUGUAUCGAGGCUAUAAAAGCACAGUUUUAAGAGAGAUUCCUUUUUCUCUGGUCCAGUUUCCCUUAUGGGAGUCCUUAAAAGCCCUCUGGUCCUGGAGGCAGGAUCAUGUGGUGGAUUCUUGGCAGUCAGCAGUCUGUGGAGCUUUUGCAGGUGGAUUUGCCGCUGCAGUCACCACACCUCUAGAUGUGGCAAAGACAAGAAUUAUGCUGGCAAAGGCUGGCUCCAGCACUGCUAAUGGGAACGUGCUCUCUGCCCUGCAUGGGGUCUGGCAGUCACAGGGGCUGGCAGGAUUAUUUGCAGGUGUCUUCCCUCGAAUGGCAGCCAUCAGUCUGGGAGGUUUCAUCUUUCUGGGGGCUUAUGACCACACGCACCGCUUGCUGUUGGAAGUUGGCAGAAAGAGUCCUUGAAGCAGAGACAGCCUCACCUCCACUUCUGUCAAGAGAGGGGCCUGCAGUGUAAACCCUCUUCCGCUGAGCAGCUGUCUGAACUAUAGGCCCCAGUGCUGAAGACCAGUUCUGCCAAGAUGCCAGCAUCGAGAUUGUGCCAUCCGUGGUGUAGGCUGGCUGGUAUGAAGUCAUUGGCCUGUAUGCCAGAGAGCUAAGAGAUGAAAACGGGGUGUGUGGCGGUACUCUGAACAAUUUCCUCAGAACCUCUUAAUAAAUAAGUUUGGUAUUGCUGAG
Molecule: messenger RNA, 1407 nt
Organism: Cercocebus atys (sooty mangabey)
Lineage: Eukaryota; Metazoa; Chordata; Mammalia; Primates; Cercopithecidae
Gene: SLC25A26
Product: solute carrier family 25 (S-adenosylmethionine carrier), member 26
Exons: 10
Coding region: 310-1134 (274 amino acids)
Biological process (GO): transmembrane transport
Cellular component (GO): mitochondrial inner membrane
Molecular function (GO): S-adenosyl-L-methionine transmembrane transporter activity
Source: RefSeq, a predicted model, not a curated record